Messenger RNA from Drosophila innubila, 2140 nucleotides. RefSeq names its product ATP-binding cassette sub-family G member 4. Gene Ontology annotation, cellular component: plasma membrane. The coding region runs from base 216 to 2036 and encodes 606 amino acids. The record is from RefSeq and is a predicted model, not a curated record. Gene Ontology annotation, molecular function: ATP binding; ATP hydrolysis activity; ABC-type transporter activity. The transcript is spliced from 6 exons. NCBI's taxonomy places the organism in Eukaryota, Metazoa, Arthropoda, Insecta, Diptera, Drosophilidae.
CGAUAGCAAGCGAUUAUACAGCUGCAAUAAGUGAGGAGCGAUAAGAUUUUAAUCUGCAUUCGGAUGAAACAAAUAUUGCAGGCCUUUGAACUACACAUGAAUCGGGUGCACUGAUAACCGACUCACCAGUCAAUCUUCGCUCGUUACUAGAGCAGGUUCUUAUUUAUUAACUGACGCCGAAUAACUUUCUUUAUUCCAAUAUAAACAAAGGCAUAAUGACUAAUAACGUGGCACCAAUAGAACCAAAUGGUAACCUAAUCAAACAGCCGACAUUGGAGCUGCACUUCAGCCAACUUUGCUACAGCCUCAAGACGCCAGUCAACAAGAGUGUUAACCAAAUACUGAUCGAUACAUGCGGGAGCUUUCUAGCGGGUCGCCUUACGGCCAUUCUUGGUCAAUCUGGAGCCGGCAAAUCAUCGCUGCUAAAUAUUCUAGCGGGUUUCAAAGUCAAGGAUGUUUCUGGCCAGAUUCUGCUCAAUGGACAGCCACGAGAACUGCAUUCCUUUCGCAUGAUGUCUUCCUACAUAGCACAAAACUUUGUGACACAUGGUCUACUGACUGUGGAGGAAACGUUGCGAGUUUCCGCCGACCUGAAGCUACCCACAUCCACACUGAAGCAGCAGAAGCAACAAAUUCUGGAUGAGAUUGUUGAUGUGCUGAAUCUACAAUCCUGCCGGCAGACGUUGGUGCGUGAUAUUUCUGGAGGCGAACACAAGCGUCUCUCGAUUGGGAUCGAGCUGAUUACCAAUCCUCCCAUAAUGUUUUUCGAUGAGCCCACCAGUGGACUGGACAGCGUCGCCAGUUAUCAAGUUAUGUGCUAUUUGCAGAAACUGGCUCACCAGGGAAGAAUUGUGGUCUGUGUAGUGCAUCAGCCCAGUUCAAAAUUGAUGCAACUUUUCGACGAUAUCCUGGUGCUCUCCAACGGCGAAGUGCUCUACUCAGGACCACAGUGCGACAUGUUGGAAAGCUUCAAGACGGCAGGCUACAAUUGUCCACAGUAUUAUAAUCCCGGCGACUUUGUGCUAGAAGUUGGUAGCGAAUCAUCGAAUCAACGCUGCGAAACGCUCAUCUCACAAAACAAGGCCAGAUACGACAGACUACAGAGCUUCAUGAAGGCAACUCCAAACGAGCAAACAGCGCUCAUCAAGAUGACGGAUUCAACGAGUGCUGACUUGCAGUUAAUUCGACCCACGGAACGGGUGGAUUUCUGCGUUCAGUUGCGUGUGCUCCUUAAACGACAUCUGCAUAUCAUGGCAAGGGAUAUGAUGGCCGUGCAGUUGCGAAUUAUAAUGCACAUUGUGGUGGCUUUGUUGCUGGGCGUGGUCUACUGGCAGAUUGGCGACGAUGCUGACAAAGUGAUUAGCAAUGUGUCUUGCUUAUUCUUUAUCAUAUUAUUUGUAUUUAUUGGCAAUGCUAUGCCUUCUAUAUUGUUAGUCCUGCAGGAUUCUCCAGUAUUCAUGCGGGAAUAUUACAAUGGCUGCUACUCCCUGAGAGCCUACUUCAUAUCCAAGGUGAUGGCGGAUUUACCAUUGCAGUUGAUUUGUCCAACACUUUUUCUUAGCAUUAGUUAUUUUAUGACGGGUCAACCACCGGAAUUUUAUCGCUUUGCCAUGUCCUGGGCAAUUUGUGUGUUAACUGCAUUUAUUGGACAUUUUAUUGGGGUGAUUAGUGGCACACUAUGCGAACUGCAGCUGUCCAUGUUUAUAGUACCAGCAAUCUCCAUACCAUUUCUGCUCUUCUCCGGUUUUUUUAUACGCCUGCGUGAAUUAUCCUGGUUUCUUCGUCCGAUUUGUGAUAUUUCAUACUUUCGAUACAUUUUCGAAGGUCUCAUGCGAGCCAUCUACGGUUAUGAUCGUGGUCAGCUACCAUGUACUAAGGACUUUUGUUUUUUCUAUUCAUCAGAAAAGUUUCUCAAAGAAUUCGACAUGGAUGGCGAUGAAUUUGGUAGGGAUCUAAUAAUAUUGGUAUUAAUGUUGAUCCUCUUGUUAAUCGGAUUCAAAAUCUCGUUACAUGUGGUCAUAAAACGUGCUAUAUAAUCCAUAAUGGUCUAGACUACGUAAAAAGGAAUAUGUUACAAUUAGAUUUUAACAGGGAAUGUAAUGAAUAUAAUAGUUAAAUAAAAAGCAUCAAAUUAAAAUUA